AUGGUCACCUGUGGUAUGAUUUGGCUUGGCUCACACACCCCAGGCUUUCUAGGAAUAGAUCAUUGGACAACGGUGCCAAAACUAGAGCAACUCUUUCUAAUAGGCUGUGAGAACCUCCAUGCAAUACUAUGGAAGGGUGUCAAUAGAAGCUUGAAAAUACUACACGUCAGCAGUCAACGAAAGGACGCUAUAAGGCCACAUGAUUCUUCAUUCAUCCGUUCUGUAAACAGGAAAUAUGAUGGUGAAGUUUAUCUCAGAGAUGCAAGGCUCAUUCCAUCCUUGGUGCUCGGUUCGUGGGAAGUCAGUUCUAGGAUUUUGAUUACGGAUAGCCUAUACUUGAAUCUAGGUAAGUCUUUCGAGAUCAAUGUUGAAGGGAGAAGCGUUAAUACUGUGGGGAUUGAGACCUGCAAUGUCCAGGUAGUUUCGCCAGUCCGAAGCCCCUUCAGAUGCUGCUACCAUGACAUCGUACUCGAGAGAGUAGCUAAUGCUUACGAGGUCCCAUGGCUUCUACCCCUACACCGCCACGUUGAGAUUGGUGAUGGAAUUAAUCUCACUGAUGCGGAGUCCGUUUGGGGACUCUUAGCUAUUCGUCAAUUGAUAUGGUGGGCUCAUUCCUUGCGUGUCCAUGACAAUUCAUCCAUCCUUGGUGUUACCCCCAAGCAAGAUUCGGUCCUUCCAUGUAGAAAACUUAUGUUUUAUUUGAGGUGGUGCCAUGUUGAGAGGUGUCCUAAGUUACAGGAAGUUUUCACCCCUUACACAAACCAGUGGUGUUGUUCCUUUGCUGAUAUGGAGACCAUUUGGGUGACCGAUCUCAGAGCAGCUGGCUGCAUUUGGAGCAAAGGAAUGACUCGGGCAUUUGAGGAAGAAUCUGUCUUUGGAGAACUACGGAGCAUACACUUGCACAACUGCCCAAGGCUCAAGUUUGUCCUCCCAAUCUCGUCAUUCAUCUUACCCAGCCUAGAGACCAUCCAAAUAGUCCACUGCGGUAAUCUCAGGCAGAUCUUCCCAUGGGAUGUGAAUUAUGAAGCUGGAAAAGAAGACACUGUGAAGAAUUUUCCAAAGCUAAAGCACAUACACCUGCACCAACUCGACUGCCUGGAGCAAAUAUGCGAGGCCAAGAUGUUUGCUCCCAGGCUUGAGACGAUCAGGAUAAGGGGUUCUUGGGGCCUUAGGCGCCUCCCAGCUGUCGGCCUUCGCCAUGGAGCCGGCCUUCCUGUUGUGGACUGUGAGAAGGACUUGUGGGACAUGCUAGAGUGGGACGGUCUGGAGGCCGGGCACCACCCGUCACUCUUUGAGACACAUCAUCACUCGCUGUAUUACAAGAAAGCCCUACCCAGAGUCUCGGUCCUCCGUUGA
Molecule: messenger RNA, 1356 nt
Organism: Triticum aestivum (bread wheat)
Lineage: Eukaryota; Viridiplantae; Streptophyta; Magnoliopsida; Poales; Poaceae
Exons: 2
Coding region: 1-1356 (451 amino acids)
Source: RefSeq, a predicted model, not a curated record